This is a messenger RNA of Coccomyxa subellipsoidea C-169, 3513 nucleotides long. Its product is annotated as DNA-directed RNA polymerase III, subunit 2. Gene Ontology annotation, biological process: DNA-templated transcription. The coding region runs from base 1 to 3513 and encodes 1170 amino acids. The record is from RefSeq and is a predicted model, not a curated record. Gene Ontology annotation, cellular component: RNA polymerase III complex. Gene Ontology annotation, molecular function: ribonucleoside binding; DNA-directed RNA polymerase activity; DNA binding. NCBI's taxonomy places the organism in Eukaryota, Viridiplantae, Chlorophyta, Trebouxiophyceae, Coccomyxaceae. The transcript has 21 exons.
AUGACCAUUGCAAGUUGGCCUGGCGAUCAGUCCAAUGGCACUGGCGCCUAUGAGAACGGCGUGCAUGAGGCACUGCUGGCAGACCCCUCCAAAUUAACACAUCCUAUCAAGGAGGUUGCAGACAAGUAUGAGCUGCUGCCAGCCUUCCUCAAGGUGCGAGGACUGGUGAAGCAGCAUAUCGACUCCUUUAAUUACUUCAUCAACCAGGAGAUCAAGAAGAUUGUCCACGCCAAGGGCAAUGAGAAGGUCACCUGCGACACAGACCCCAACUUUUUCUUCAAGUACACAGAUAUCUUUGUGGGCCGGCCGCAAGUGGAGGAGGAUUACAUCACGACAGGGAUCACGCCGCAGGCCUGCCGUCUGCGGGACAUGACAUAUGCAGCGCCCAUCAGCGUGGAUGUGGAGUAUACCCGCGGCAAAGAAAUCGUGGUCCGUAAAGGCAAGAAUGGUGUCGGCGCUGUUGUCAUUGGCCGCAUGCCCCUAAUGCUCCGCAGCGACCGGUGCGUGCUCAAGGGCAAGUCAGAAGCCCAGCUUGCGGAACUAGGUGAAUGCCCGCUGGAUCCUGGCGGCUACUUUGUUGUGAAGGGCGCUGAGAAGGUCAUCCUGAUCCAAGAGCAGCUCUCAAAGAAUAGGAUCAUCAUCGAUCUGGACAGCAAGGGCCAAGUGACAGCCUCUGUCACCUCGUCCACCCACGAGCGCAAGUCCAAGACCAACAUCGUGCUGGGCAGGAAGGGGCAGCUCUGCCUGCGCCACAAUGCCUUCACGGAGGAUGUCAACAUGGUGGCGGUGUUGAGGGCGAUGGGGGUGGAGAGUGACCAGGAGAUUCUGGCGCUGGUGGGCUGUGAGCCCGGCCUGGCUGCACUGCUGGCUCCCACACUGCAAGAGGCCAAGGCCAUGGGCCUCUUCAUCCGCCAGCAGGCCCUCGAGUACCUAGGGAGCCGGGUGAAGGCAGGGAAGCAGCAGUACAGCAGCAGGCGCAGCCGCUCGAAGGUGGACGAGGCUCGGGACAUCCUUGCCAAUGUGGUCGUCUGCCACAUCCCUGUCCCCCAGUAUGACUUCCAGCAGAAGGUGAUCUACAUGGCAGUGAUGAUGCGCCGCAUGAUUGCUGCGAUGCUAGACUCGACGCUGAUUGACGACCGGGACUACUACGGCAACAAGCGGCUGGAGCUGGCAGGCGGCCUGCUGGCACUGCUCUUCGAGGACCUCUUCAAGCGCAUGAACAACGAGCUCAAGCGCACGGCGGACAACACGCUGUCCAAGGCUAACAGGGCGAGCCAGUUUGACGCGGCCAAGAACCUGCAUGUGGAGAUGAUCAGCCAGGGCAUGGAGAGUGCCAUCAGCAGUGGCAACUGGACCAUCCGCCGCUUCCGCAUGGAGCGCAAAGGGGUCACACAGGUCCUGUCGCGCCUGUCCUUCAUCGCGGCUCUAGGGAUGAUGACUCGCAUCACCUCACAGUUCGAGAAGACUCGCAAGGUGAGCGGGCCGCGCGCCCUGCAGCCGAGCCAGUGGGGCAUGCUGUGCCCGGCAGACACACCGGAGGGGGAGAGCUGCGGCCUGGUCAAAAACCUGGCGUUGAUGACGCAUGUGACCACGGAUGAGGAGGAGGCCCCCCUCGCGCGCCUGGCCCACCUCCUGGGCACUCAGCCUGCCACCCUCGUCUCCGGCUUUGAGUACAGCUCCCGGGGGGUGGCGAUGGUGUUCCUGAACGGCAGCAUCCUGGGCAUCCACCGGCGGCCCAAGCGGCUGGUGAAGGAGUUCCGGCGGCUGCGGCGCGCGGGGCGCGUGGGCGAGUUUGUGUCCAUCUUCCUGCAGCAGGACAGCGUCUACAUCGCGUCCGACGGCGGCCGCGUGUGCCGGCCCCUCAUCAUCUGCGACCGCGGCGUCCCCCGCGUCACCUCCGCUCACACCGCAAAGCUGAAGAGCGGGGAGUGGGGCUUCAGCGACUUCCUGCGCAACGGCCUGGUGGAGUACCUGGACGUCAACGAGGAGAACAAUGCGCUCAUAGCCCUGUAUGAGCGCAAUUGCGGUGUGGCGACGACGCACCUGGAGAUAGAGCCCUUCACGGUGCUGGGCGUGGUGGCGGGCCUGAUCCCCUACCCGCACCACAACCAGUCGCCGCGCAACACCUACCAGUGCGCCAUGGGCAAGCAGGCCAUGGGCAACAUCGCCUACAACCAGCUCAACGUCAUGGACACCCUGCUCUACCUCCUCGUUUACCCCCAGCGGCCGCUGCUGACGACGAAGACGAUAGAGCUGGUGGGCUUUGACAAGCUGGGCGCGGGGCAGAACGCGACGGUGGCGGUGAUGUCAUACUCGGGUUAUGACAUAGAGGACGCCAUCAUCAUGAACCGGGCGUCGCUGGACCGCGGCUUUGGGCGCUGCAUCGUGCUGCGCAAGUAUGGCACUGUCCUUAAGAAGCACCAGAACCGCUCCCAGGACACCGUCGUCGCUGCGCCGCUGCCCCCUGGCCAGUCAAAGCCGACGGGGCGGCACAAGCUGCUGGACGAGGAUGGCCUGGCUGCGCCGGGGGAGAUCGCGUCUCCGGGGGAGAUCCUGAUCAACAAGCAGGUGCCCAUGUCCACCAAGGACCCCCUGCCGCACGGCAUGGUCAGCCUGCCGCCCUCCGCCUACAAGCCUGCGCCGGUAUCCUGGAAGGGCCCUCCCGGCGAGUCCUGCAUCGUGGACAAGGUGCUGCUCACCAACAACGACGACGGCCACACGGUCAUCAAGACGCUGAUGAGGCAUACGCGGCGGCCGGAGGUUGGGGACAAGUUCAGCAGCCGGCACGGGCAGAAGGGGGUGGUGGGGUCGAUAGUGGCGCAGGAGGACAUGCCCUUCAGCGAGCGCGGCAUCUGCCCCGACCUCAUCAUGAACCCGCACGGCUUCCCCAGCCGCAUGACCGUCGGCAAGAUGCUGGAGCUCAUCGGCUCCAAGGCCGCCGUCCAAUCUGGCCGCUUCCACUACGGCACCGCCUUUGGCGAGUCCACCGGCCUUGCCGACAACGUCGACAGCAUCAGCAAGACCCUGGUGGAGCACGGGUUCAGCUACAGCGGGAAGGACCAGCUGACCAGCGGCAGCAGCGGGGAGCCGCUGGAGGCGCUCAUCUUUAUGGGCCCCGUGUACUACCAGAAACUGAAGCACAUGGUGCUGGACAAGAUGCACGCACGCGCAAGAGGACCCCGAGUGGUGCUCACCCGCCAGCCCACCGAGGGUCGGUCGAGGGAUGGCGGCCUGCGGCUGGGUGAGAUGGAGCGCGACUGCCUCAUCGGCUACGGCGCAUCCAUGCUCCUGCUGGAGCGCCUCAUGAUCUCCUCCGACCAGUUCCAGGUGCAUGUCUGCAACCACUGUGGCCUCCUGGGGUACUUUGAUGCGAACGUGGGCUGCGCAGUGUGCCCCAGCACAAAGUCUUCUGACGACAUGUCCACUCUGAAGCUGCCAUAUGCAUGCAAGCUGCUGUUCCAGGAGUUACAGUCCAUGAACAUUGUCCCAAGGUUGAAACUGGCAGAGGCCUGA